This is a messenger RNA of Orycteropus afer afer, 916 nucleotides long. RefSeq names its product sarcoglycan gamma (gene SGCG). The record is from RefSeq and is a predicted model, not a curated record. Gene Ontology annotation, biological process: heart contraction; cardiac muscle tissue development. Gene Ontology annotation, cellular component: sarcolemma; sarcoglycan complex. NCBI's taxonomy places the organism in Eukaryota, Metazoa, Chordata, Mammalia, Tubulidentata, Orycteropodidae.
GCUGAGUUAAUUCACCAGGGUGCUUUUUCGUACAUCUAAGAUGGUACGUGAGCAAUACACCACAACUACAGAAGGCACCCAGAUAAAAAGGCCAGAUGAGCAGCAUGUCUAUAAGAUUGGCAUUUACGGCUGGAGGAAGCGUUGCCUCUACUUGUUUGUUCUUCUUCUACUCAUCAUCCUAGUUGUGAAUCUGGCUCUUACAAUUUGGAUUCUUAAAGUGAUGUGGUUUUCCCCAACAGGAAUGGGUCAUUUGCAUGUCACAGAAGAUGGACUUCGCCUGGAAGGGGAAUCAGAAUUUUUAUUCCCAUUGUAUGCCAAAGAAAUACACUCCAGACUGGACUCCUCUCUGCUUCUCCAGUCAACUCAGAAUGUGACUGUGAAUGCCCGCAACUCUGAAGGGGAGGUCACAGGCAGAUUAAAAGUGGGUCCUAAAAUGGUAGAUGUCCAGAGUCAGCAGUUUCAGAUCAACUCCAAGGAUGGCAAGCCACUAUUUACAGUGGAUGAAAAAGAAGUUGUCAUUGGUACAGAUAAACUUCGAGUAACUGGUCCUGAAGGGGCUCUCUUUGAACACUCGGUGGAGACACCACUUGUCCAAGCUGACCCAUUUCAAGAGCUUAGGUUGGAAUCCCCUACAAGGUGUCUGAGCAUGAAUGCCCCCAGGGGUGUUCAUAUUAAAGCACACGCUGGGAAAAUCGAGGCCCUCUCUCAAAUGGACAUCAAAUUCCAUAGUAGUGAUGGAACGAUCGCGCUGGACGCUGAAACUGUCUAUCUGCCCAAGUUGGUUCAGGGCACUGGAGGUCCCUCUGGCAACUUGCAAAGCCUCUAUGAAGUCUGUGUUUGUCCAGAUGGAAAACUUUACCUGUCUGAGGCUGGUGUGGGUACCACGUGCCAGGAAAACAGCCAUGUCUGUCUCUAA